Messenger RNA from Neoarius graeffei (lesser salmon catfish), 1948 nucleotides. It is a transcript of the gene atf1, whose product is annotated as activating transcription factor 1. Gene Ontology annotation, molecular function: RNA polymerase II cis-regulatory region sequence-specific DNA binding; protein binding; DNA-binding transcription factor activity, RNA polymerase II-specific. The record is from RefSeq and is a predicted model, not a curated record. The coding region runs from base 214 to 1134 and encodes 306 amino acids. The transcript is spliced from 8 exons. Lineage: Eukaryota; Metazoa; Chordata; Actinopteri; Siluriformes; Ariidae. Gene Ontology annotation, cellular component: ATF4-CREB1 transcription factor complex; nucleus. Gene Ontology annotation, biological process: regulation of transcription by RNA polymerase II.
UCAUUCUAGUGGGCGGGGUGCUAAAAACAGCCUUGUGUGACAAAAACAAGUCGGCUAGUUAGUUAGCUUUUUUUUUUUUUAAAUAUAUAUAUAUAUAUAUACAUGUACACAGAAACUACCGGAUACCGUUUAUAAGUGCCCUUGUGACGUCACGGUUCGUUAAGGGACACCUGAGGAGCGGCCGGGCGGAUUAACGGAGCUGCUGAAGUGGAAAUGGAGGAGGUUCACCAGAGUGGCAGCAACGGCACCGAGUCACAACCUGCCACCAUCCCAACCACCAUCACAGCAUCUCAGUUAUCACAGAUCACUCAGAUGACUCUAGGAGGAUCUCCUGUGGCUGUGGUGCAGCUCCCUGGAGGUCAGAUUCAGGUGCAGGGGGUCAUCCAGUCGGCUCAGUCUUCAGUGAUCCAGUCUCCACCAGCACAAGUACAGGGUCAGGGGUCAGACAGUGAAGAUUCUCAGGAUUCAACAGACAGUGGAGCAUCAAACCAGAAGACACGAGAGCUGCUGGCCAGACGCCCGUCUUACAGGAAGAUUUUAAACGACCUCUCAGCGGAGGAAGUAGCAACGCGUAAUGAAGGAGAGGAGGAGACCUCUGCGUCAUCUGCCAUGACCACGGUGUCCCUGUCCACGCCCAUCUAUCAGACCAGCAGUGGACAGUACAUUGCAAUAGCGUCAAACGGCUCUCUGCAGUUAGCGGGUGCAGGCUCUGAGGGCGUUCAGGGUCUGCAGACGCUCACCAUGAGCAACUCGAACCCCAGCCAGCCCACCAUCCUACAGUACGCUCAGACCGCAGACGGGCAGCAGAUCCUCCUCCCCAGCAACCAGGUGGUGCUGCAAGGGACAGGCGGUGAGAUGCAGGCGUAUCAGAUUCGCUCGUCAUCGUCAGCGUUGCCGCAGACUGUCGUCAUGACGUCACCGGUUAUCAGCUCUCAGGGAAAGAGUGAUGACCCUCAGCUGAAGAGAGAGAUUCGCCUCGCCAAAAACAGGGAGGCGGCUCGUGAGUGUCGCAGGAAGAAGAAGGAGUAUGUGAAGUGCCUGGAGAACCGCGUGGCUGUGCUGGAGAACCAAAACAAAACGCUGAUCGAAGAGCUCAAGACAUUAAAGGACCUGUACUGCGUCAAAACGGGCUAAUGGGCAGCGCCAGGCCCGAUGGACAGUACUUGCAGCUCUGCCUACACACACACACACACACACAGGGAAUGUCAGUUCCUUUUUUUAUACUCCUUUUUAACUAACAGCUUAGGAAGCGCAGGACAGACGGACACACGCAGAGUUUAUGGAGAGUAAUGAUGAUAUUUUCCUUCAGCUAUUUUUAAUAAGAGAAGAGCAGAUGUGUAUAUAUUUGUGUACGUGUCCCAGGUGGGGAAGAAGAUCCUCUUUAUCAGCCAGCCGUGUGUUUAUUAGGGAGUGUGUGCAGCUUUUUCCCCAGAAGUGCUGAAAUAAAAUAAAAGGUGAGAAUAGUUCAGACUAGAGCAGGUAGAAGUGAGUGAGAUCUCUCUCUCUCUCUCUCACAGACACACACCUCAUGUUUUCUUGAAUAUUGUUUUUUAAUCCCUUUUUUGACCAAAUGUCACUUCCAGAGGUGUUGUUUUUUUUUUUUUUAACUCUAAGCGCAUUUCUUACACACCUUUUUUUUUUUUUGGUUCCUUUUUUUAAUGAAGAAUCUUAUUUUUUUGUUCUUCGUGUCUGAGGGAACGGUCCUUGAGCCAAAUCUGUGUCUACAAUCAUGCCAUGCUUUGAGGUGCAGCAGACUAAACGCCUAAACAGCUGGAUUUCCUGAAUAACUGUGUGGCUGAAGCUGUUACAGUUCACUUCAAUCAGGGAGCUCGCUUGCACUUCGACAUGCAGGUGACGUUUAUUAAUAAAAUACAGAAUAUAAAAAGAGAGAACCUGUGGGUUUUUUUUUUUAAGUGAACUGAAAUAAAAAACGUUUCCAUCCUCUUUA